Salmo salar (Atlantic salmon) is the source of this 4283-nucleotide messenger RNA. The record is from RefSeq and is a predicted model, not a curated record. NCBI's taxonomy places the organism in Eukaryota, Metazoa, Chordata, Actinopteri, Salmoniformes, Salmonidae.
UGUGUGUGUGUGUGUGUGAGAGUGUGUGAGUGAGUGAGAGAGAGAGAGAUAGAAGGAGGGAGGAUGGGAUUGGAUUGGAUAUCCGUUGACGCGCACGAACCAGCCUUUCCUUGUUAGUUUGUUUAUGCCCUCUGAUAUGGGACUGGCUGUUACUGUCACAGCUCCUCUGUCAUGUCCGUUACCCGCAGAGUUUCCAACCAUGGAGCGUUAUCUGGAUCGCGGACUUCUUCCAAAACAAGGACCAUGAGACAUGGUAAACUUCCCAUACCGAGACUAGAUGUACUACUGGUAAUUCUGCUGCUGCUGCACCUGGCUGAAACGACAACAAAGGCGAUGGUGUCCAGCAGGACGGCAGUAGAGAGCAGCUGUCCUCUGGGGCAAUUCCCCUGUGGUAACGUGACAGUGUGUCUCCACCAAGCUCUGCAGUGUGAUGGACACAGAGACUGCCCCAACGGAGCCGACGAGGAAAACUGUGGGGACAACAGCGGCUGGGCGGACAUCUUUGAUCGAACCGUCAGGAAGGUCGACCCACAGGUCCUACCACCACCAGAAGACUGCUUCUUGCAGCAGUACCCAGAGCAUUGUGACUGUAUCAAGACAGAACUGGAGUGUGUGGAAGUCAACCUACAUGACGUUCCUCAAGUCUCCACCAAUGUCACCUGGCUGUCUCUGAAGAGUAACAAGAUAAAGAGCUUGUCUGACAACAUCUUCUCCAAAUACACACACUUGCAGAGACUGUUCCUACAGAACAACAGCAUCCAGAUAAUCUCCAGUCAAGCCUUCAGUGGACUCUACAAACUAGAGAAACUGUUUCUUAGUGUGAACUCCAUUUCAUCUCUCAAACUGGGCGUGUUCAGUGAUCUCCGUAAUUUAUGGUGGCUGGUGUUGGAUCAUAACCCUUUGAAAAGUAUCUCCCAAGACACCUUCACCGGCCUCACCUCCCUCAUGUUCCUUUCCAUGGUGAAUACGUCUCUCGUGCAGCUACCCCAGCCCAGCCUCUGUCACCACACACCUAACCUCAGCUGGGUGGAUUUUGAGGGGAACCAGGUCUUAACCAUCAACCACUCCACUCUGAUGACCUGCAGCCAGCUCACUGUACUCCUCCUGAUGAACAACAGGAUUCAUACUCUUCCUGUACACUCUUUUCAGACUCUGGUGUUGCUGGAAGAACUAGACCUCUCUAACAACCGGAUUAAGGAGCUCCCCAACAACACCUUUAAGAGCUUAAAGUCCCUCGUCAAACUGAACAUAUCCCAUAAUCCUUUGUUCCACAUCCACCCGGGUCACUUUGAUGACCUGACCCAGCUCCAGUCCCUUGGUCUGGAAGGUAUUGAGAUUCCAAACAUCCAGACGAAGAUGUUUCUACCCAUGGGAAAGCUCUCACACAUCUACUUCAAGACCUUCCAGUACUGUUCCUAUGCGCCCCACGUGAGAACGUGUAAGCCCAACACAGACGGUAUCUCUUCCUUCGAGGACCUGUUAGCCAACGUGGUGCUCAGGGUCUCCGUGUGGGUCAUGGCCUUCAUCACAUGCUUUGGGAACCUCUUUGUCAUCGGGAUGAGAUCUGUGAUCAGAGCGGAGAACAACCUGCACGCUGUCUGUAUCAAAGUCCUCUGUUGUGCAGACUGUCUGAUGGGAGUGUACCUGUUCUUUGUCGGUGUGUUUGACGUGAAGUUCCGAGGGGAGUACAAUCGUAACGCUCUCCUGUGGAUGGAGAGUGUGGAAUGUCGAACCAUCGGCUUCCUGGCUAUGCUCUCCUCAGAGGUAUCAGUUCUGCUGCUGACCUAUCUAACUCUGGAGAAAUUCCUGGUCAUAGUGUUUCCCUUCAGUCACCUGAGACCUGGAAAAUUACAGACUGCGGUGGUGCUGUUAUCUAUCUGGGUGCUGGGGUUCAUCAUCGCCGUGGUUCCCCUGAUGAACGAGGACCUGUUUGGGAACUACUAUGGUCGUAACGGGGUCUGCUUCCCCCUACACUCAGACAGACAGGAGAAGCCCAUUGCUAAAGGAUACUCUAUCGGCAUAUUCCUGGGUCUGAACCUGGCAGCGUUCCUAGUGAUCGUGUUCUCCUACUCCUCCAUGUUCUAUUCCAUCUACAAGACUGGUAUCAACGCUACAGACCUGAGGAGCAGGCUACACAGAGACGUGGCUGUAGCUAACAGGUUCUUCUUCAUCGUCUUCUCUGACGCCCUCUGCUGGAUCCCCAUCUUCCUGGUCAAGAUAUUGUCCCUGCUGCAGGUCGAGAUACCAGGCACCAUCUCAUCCUGGAUGGUGAUCUUUAUAUUACCCAUCAACAGUGCCCUGAACCCCAUCCUCUACACUCUGACGACCAGCUUCUUCAGAGAACAGGUGGAGGUCCUGCUGUGUCGUUGGCAGAGAAGGUCGACCCUGAAGAAGAACAGGAAGAGCCUGACCUCUACUGUAUACAUAGAGGACUCACGGAAUAUAUUCAACCAGCCUCCAGCAUACCUACCUACUGUACCCCGGAUAUCACUGACUGAUAUGGAUCCUCGCUAUGGGUGAAGGGGGAGGAAGGGCUGAGAGGGAACCCUCGCCAUGGGAAAGAGGGAGUGAGAAAGAAGGAGGGAGAGUAGGAAUGAGAGAGGAAAAAAAACUGUCGCCCCCAUGGCCUAUCUACCCAGCAUGUCUGAUAUGGAUCCUUCGCUGCCGGUGAGAGAGAACUAGACCGCUGCAUAUGAAUGGCCCGUUAAGACAAGGGCUCUUCUGAAGAGGGCUGUUUCGAGACUAAUGGAUAGGGUUAUUACUACCGCAAAUGAAAAUGCCCUUUGGCGACAUUGACGAUUCAUUCUCAAAAGCUCCAAGCCCUUCACUGGAGGAAACACCUCUUCCACAGUACAGUACCAAUGUCUGUGUCUCAAAUACACAGACAAAUGUGUAGCCUGUUGGGACCUGUUGGGACCUGGAGGAUGAAUGGUUGUGUUUUACACAUGAACUCUUUGUCAACAAACCUCUCUUUGUUUGUUUGUACAUAUUCUACUCAAUUGUGUGUUGCUUUAACCUUCUAGAUCAGUUUAUCUCGGUAGUCUUAAAAAAAUCUACUUUGAAACAAAAGUAUUCGCCUCACACAAAUGGUUAUGGGCUUUAGAGAAGACAACCCCUGUACCAUGUCAGAUAUAGAGAUGAAAUGUCUUACAUUUUGAGUUUGCAUCCCCAGUAUUACACUUUAUAUACAUCACAGAAGACUGAAAAAAAAGUAUUACACAUUUAUAUACAUCACAGAAGACUGAAAAAUAACAAAACGGUUUGACAUAGAAACAUCGGAUUUAUCGGCGUAAAAAAAAAUAAUAUUUUAAUGUUUAUUAAUUAUGCAAUUAUGAAAAAUAUUGAUAACAUUCCACCCAUGACGCCACUAGAAGGCGAUUUGGUCAUUUGACUGCAGGAACUAGUGAACAUUCUCCCUUAGCUGCGUACCAAAUGGCACCCGGUUUCCUAAGUAGGGCAUUACUUUUGACCAGGGCCCACAGUAGUGCACCUUAUAGGGAACAGGGUGCUAUUCGGGACACGUCCCUGGUUCUCUGUUCCUUUACUGACUCUUACCUGGAAUGACCUGUCUGUGUGCUGUACAUUUUCAGCUGCAACUCAGCCGUCUAUAUUGUAACCUUAGCUGACUCUGGGUCGGUGCUGUGUGUGUAUUACGUCUCACUUUACAUGCGACUGUACAUAAGCAGCCUUGUCUGAGGAAGAACGGCUAACAGGUCAGGAGCCUAUCCCCUGUUUCUGUAGAGUGAAGCAGCUUCAACGUACAUCCUUACAGGAAAAUCACAUUUACAUGUGAAAUCAUGUGUUUUCGGGAACACUUCACAUGAUGAUAUUUCACAUUUAGUUUCACGUGGAUUUUCAGAUAACCUUUCACAUGUGGAUUAAAUUUCUCACAUGAUAUUUCACAUGUGGAUUACAUUUUUUCACGUGAGAUUCAUAAGCCCUGCAAACAAAGAUGAGUCGUUAUGAUAAACACACAGUGUUUUCAACUUACAUAUUUGACACAUUUUUUCCAUGCAUGGCUAUGUUGUGUAUGUUUAUUUAUACAGUCAUUAAAAUGUAACAUGUCCUCAACUGAGAUUUGAACUCACAACCUCUUGGUUCACAGCAUUCCAAUCUUCCUGCUAUGCCACCACGUCUGUGUCAAUAACUGAUUUCAACUGAUUUCAACUGUAAUGCUACACUUUGAACUUUAAAGUAAAUCUGAGUUCAGUUAACCUCUUACAUCUAGACGUUCCGCUAGCGGAACACCUGCUCCAAUAUCCAAUGAUAGGCGUGGCGCGAAU